Molecule: messenger RNA, 962 nt
Organism: Styela clava
Lineage: Eukaryota; Metazoa; Chordata; Ascidiacea; Stolidobranchia; Styelidae
Source: RefSeq, a predicted model, not a curated record
ACUGCUAUAUUAGUCUACAAUAUUAUACGAAUUUCAAAAUGGUAAAAGGAGCAAAAAUUGUUGAGGUUAAAGAAAGGAAGAAGAGGAGGGAGGCGGAUAUGCGAAGUAGAAUAAAGAUGAAGAGGCUAAAGAUUCUUGAACAAGCACUUGUGCAACCACGAGAUAUAACCAAAGUACAAGUUCACAAAUUUCUUCAAGGACUCCCGAGAUGCACAUUGAAGUUACCUGAUAUCGUCAAUAAAACAAAUUACAGCAAAUGUUCAACUAAUUCUGGAAAAAGACCGGCAUCAAAACGAAAUAUAUUUGUGGAAAUCAAACAUUCAAUCACUAGGGAAAAACAAAUGGCAAACUCAAAAUUACGUCAAUUAUUUGGAUCGAGGAAACGAACCUUUUCACCAGGAAAUACGAACCAAGAAGUUCUCGCUAAACGUUCCAGGAAUCAAAACUCCAGCUAUCCAUCACCGAGAUCAAUAUUAAAACGAAAGCUGGAGGAAAGAAAAGAGUUAAGAGAUGUCGAUAUCAUCCACAGCGAGUCGGAAGAUUCUAGGAGAUCUUCCGACUCGUAUUGUGUGAAGAAAAAAGUUCGAUUCUCUCUUACACCAUCCUCCAGCUUUUUCAAAGAAAAUCUGGUUAAUUCUAAAAUUCAACCUUCACCUUCAAAUAAAAACAGCUGCCUCUGGCGUAGCCAGCGACUACGCAUGAGGCAGCUGAAACCUGAUCAGAACAAUAUACUUGGAAAAUCUCACUCACCGGAACCUUCAGACAAAAUUAUCCCACCUUCAAAUGAAAAACCUGGCCAAGACAAUAUACUUGGACUCAAAAAGUUUCCAAUGCCAUUCGUGACUCAAGGUGAAGUUUUUAGUUUAGUAAAAUUCAGAUUAUUUAAUAUUGUAUUUGCAUAUUAUCAUAUCAAGAGUGAUAGACACGGUCAUAGGCUCUUGGAGAAAUACUGGAAGGAAUAG